AUGUUCACUCUUAUGCAGUUUCAUUCUCUAGCUGGUAUUUUGGGUAGCAACACAGGCAUUCUUGAUGAUCUCCGCAGGAUAUGGGUUAAUGGAUAUGUUCCCAUCAAUAUUUUUGGUGACCCACUCAUCAGCACAUGGGCUGACAUUAAGGUGGCCGAACCAGCCUCCCCACCAUCCCUGAGCUUUGCUUGUCCAACUAGCCUCCCCCUUAUCCCCGCACCUUGGCAGCCAUACCCACAUCCCCACCAACUCCGCACCCCACCACCCCACCCAGCAGCCCAGCCCGCCUUACCACCGUCCCCAAACCAAAGCCACCCAGCCCUCAUUGCCACCGUCUGUGUCAAAGCCACCCAACCCACCUCACCACUGUCCCUGCGCCAAAGCUGCCUAACCCACCACACCACCGUACCCACGCCCCAGCCUCACCACCGUCCCCAACACCAAAGCCGCCCAGCCUGCCUCACCACCAUCCCCACGCCAAAGCCACCAUGCCUGCCUCGCCACUGUCCCCGCACCUCAGCUGCCCAGCCCGUCUCUCCAACGUCCCCACGCCCCGGCCGCCAGCCCGCCUUGCCACCGUCCCUGCAACCCAGCCACCCAAGCCACCUCACCACCGUCCAUGAGCCAAAGCCGCCUAGCCCACCUCGCCACAGUCUCCACGCCCCAGCGAACCAACCAGCCUCAACACCAUCCCCGUGCCCCGGCCACCCAGCCCUCCUCUCCACCGCCACCGCACCCCAGCCGCCCAGCCAACCUCUCCACAGUCCCUGUGCCCUGGCCACCCAGCCUGCCUCCGCACCGUCCCGCACUCUGGCCACCCAGCCCGCCUCGCCACUGUCCCUGCGCCCUUGCCACCCAGCCUGCCUCGCCGCCGUCCCCGCACCCAGCCCGCCCAGCCCUCCUCACCACCAUCCCUGCACCCCAGCAGCCCAGCAGCCCAGCCCGCCUCCCGCCCUACCUGCGCCCCGGCCUCCCAGCCCACCUCCCCACCGUCCCCAAGCUUUGCUUGUCCAACUAACCUCCCCCUUAUCCCUGCGCCCAGGAAGCCCAACCCACCUCCCCACCAUCCCUGCACCCCACCAGCCCACCCAGCCACCGAGCCCACCUCCCCACUGUCACCGUGCCCGCACACCCAUCCCCCAUCCUCACCACCGUCCCUGCGCCUCAGCCACCCAGGCCACAUCACCACCAUCCCCACACCAAAUCCAACCACCCGCCUUGCCACUGUCCCCAUGCACAAGCUGCCCAGCCCGCGCCCACGCCCCGCCCACCCAGCCUCCUCUCCACCGCCCCCGCGCCCCGGCCGCCCAUCCCUCUUUUCCAGGUCCCCGUGCCUCACCGCCCAGCCCUCCACUCCACCGUCCCCGCACCCGGCCGCCCAGAGCUCCUCCCCACUAUCCACCCAGCUCGCCUCCCCACCGUCCCCGCGCCCCAGCCGCCCAGCCCGCCUCCCCACAUUCCUCGCACCCCGGCUGUCCAACCCACCUCCCCACCUUCCCCAGCAACGCACACCCAAGCCCGCCUCCCACCAUCCCAGCACCCCGCCUGCCUAUCCCGCCUCCCCACCAUCCCCGCACCCCGCCUGCCUAUCCCGCCUACCCCCAUUCCCCGCGCCCCGGCCACCCAGCUCGCCUCCCCACCAGUCUCCGCGCCCCAGCCACCCAACCCGCCUCCCCACCAUCCCCAUGUUCCGGCCCGCCCAUCCCGCCUCCCCACAUUCCCCCCACAUCCUGGCCGCCCAUCCCGCUUCCCUACAUUCCCCGCCAGCCCAGCCCACCUCCCACCAUCCCGCGCCUCGCCAGCCCAGCCCACCUCCCCACCAUCCCCGUGCCCUGCCCACCCUGCCCACCUUCCUCCCCCCCCCCCCCCCCCGACCCAAGCACGCCUCCCCCCGUCCCGGGGCCCCGCCACCCAGCCCCACUACCCCCCCGUCCCCGCGCCCCAUCUGCCCAGCCCGCCUCUCCCCUAUCCCCGCACCCGGCCCACCCAGACAGCCUCCCCCCCUCCCGCAUCCCUCCCGCCCAUCCCGCCCAUCCCGCCUACCCACAUUCCCCGCGCCCCGGCCACCCAGCACGCCUAUCCCGCCCCGUCCCUGGCCCUGGGCCCCGCCCACCCAGCACGCCUCUCCCCCAUCCCUGGGCCCCGCCCACCCAGCCCGCCUACCCCCCGUCCCGGGCCCCGCACACCCAGCCCGCCUCUCCCCCGUCCUGGGGCCCCGCCCACCCAGGCCCGCCUCUCCCUGUCCCUGGGCCCCGCCCACCCAGGCCCGCCAUCUCCCCGUCCCCUGGGGCCCCGCCCACCCACCCGCCCCCUUCCUCCCACCCAGGCCCUGGGGCCACCCCGCCCACCCAAAGCCCGCCUCUCCCCCGUCCCUGGGCAGGUCUUUCUCCUUUCGUAGGAGUUUCUCAUGUCUCUGAAGCUGGCAGUUUGCUUCUGCCAACUGCACAGUCAGAUUCCUUAUAUUCUCACAUAGUGCAUCGCUUCUCUGCACAAUUUCCUUUGCAUUGCCCUUCAGUUGCUGAUUUUCUUUGUUAUCUUGAGGUUCUUGUCUUCCAGCUGUUGUUUCUCCCUCCUCACGUUAUCGUUCUCCUUCAGAAAAGACGUUUCAGCUUCGAGAGAGUGGGCCCUGUCUUGCUAGACCUGGUAUUGCAACACUUCAUGAGUGAUCUGUAUCACAUGACUGCGUUCUUUCCUAGCCCCGACUUAUGCAUCUCUUCCUAG
Messenger RNA from Macrobrachium nipponense, 2721 nucleotides. RefSeq names its product basic proline-rich protein-like. NCBI's taxonomy places the organism in Eukaryota, Metazoa, Arthropoda, Malacostraca, Decapoda, Palaemonidae. The transcript has 3 exons. The record is from RefSeq and is a predicted model, not a curated record. Bases 1 to 2721 code for a protein of 906 amino acids.